Messenger RNA from Panicum virgatum (switchgrass), 1023 nucleotides. Its product is annotated as dirigent protein 5-like. Bases 308 to 775 code for a protein of 155 amino acids. The transcript has a single exon. Lineage: Eukaryota; Viridiplantae; Streptophyta; Magnoliopsida; Poales; Poaceae. The record is from RefSeq and is a predicted model, not a curated record.
GCGCAUGCAUGCUCUAAGAGUCCAAGUCAAGAACACAAGAGCCAGCUGCUCAACGUGUAGCUCUCUACAGCCAGCAGCUACCAGCUCUUAUCGACCAAAUUAAAAGAAUUGCCGUUGCCUUAUAUUGAUAGAUCGAUCGAUUUAACUAAUAACAAUGCAGGGCCUCAGUAUGAUGAAGUAGCAGCAGCUCAGCAGCUUGUUGGUCGCCGUUGCUGCUGUCUUGCUGCUAGGCCUCGCCGGAGCCGCGCACGGCGGCGGCAGGAAGAAGCUCAUCGUCUCCCGCAGCGAGGACGAGCCGUGCAAGAAGAUGACGGUGUACUACCACGACAUCCUCUACAGCGGCAACAACACCGCCAACGCGACGUCGGCGGCGGUGACCAAGCCGGCGGCGGCGCUGAGCUUGUCGCACUGGAAGAACGGCACCUUCUUCGGCCUGCUGGUGGUGUUCGACGACCUGGUGACGGAGGAGCAGGCGCUGUCGUCGGAGCCGGUGGCGCGCGCGCAGGGCUUCUACUUCUACGACAAGAAGGAGCAGUACAACGCGUGGAUGGCCUUCUCCCUCGUCUUCAACUCGACGGCGUACACGGGCACCCUCAACCUCAUGGGCGCCGACCUCAUGUACGAGAAGACGAGGGACAUCUCCGUCGUCGGCGGCACCGGGGACUUCUUCAUGUCGCGCGGCGUCGCCACGCUGAGCCUCGUCGCCUACGAGGGUACCGUCUACUUCCGCCUCAAGAUGGACAUCAAGCUCUACGAGUGCUACGUCGCCGCCUGAUCAGACCAUGCAUUAUUAUAUUGUUGCUUCACAUGCGUACACAUCUAUCGUAAGGAAAAAAAAAACAAGAUUGCUUAGCUAGCUUGUCUUCGUUUUUUUCAAUACAUGCAUGUUUACUUUUUUUUUUGAGGGUCUGCAUGUUUACUUAUAAGCACGGGCGCUUUGUUUUAAUGGAUUGUAUAUGGGUACUUGUAUCGACUCUAUGCACUCUUAUAUAAGAGUCAUUAAUAAAACUUUCUUUAUCAAAA